This is a messenger RNA of Lotus japonicus, 846 nucleotides long. RefSeq names its product putative invertase inhibitor. The transcript has a single exon. Gene Ontology annotation, molecular function: enzyme inhibitor activity. The record is from RefSeq and is a predicted model, not a curated record. NCBI's taxonomy places the organism in Eukaryota, Viridiplantae, Streptophyta, Magnoliopsida, Fabales, Fabaceae. Bases 96 to 668 code for a protein of 190 amino acids.
CCACCACCACUUCUUAAAGCUAUAAAAAUUUACCUAUUACACAUUGUAACCUUCGUCAUGAACUCUAGGCAAGUCCAAAAUUCCAAACAAAGAAAAUGAACCUUCCCACUUUCCUUUUGCUCACUCUCGCAAUACUCUUAUCUUCUUUCCAUUCUUUUGUUGAUGCUAAUAACCAUCUCAUUCAACAAACCUGCAGGAAUUGCUCAAAAAGUGAUCCCAACAUAAGCUACAAUUUUUGCAUAACAUCUUUUCAAUCAGACCGUAGGAGCCACUGUGCCCAAAACCUCCACGAACUAGGCCUCAUCUCUAUCAAGAUUACAAGGCGCAACGUGACGGAUAUAAUAUCUAAGAUCAAGGAGCUUUUGAAGAAGAAGAGCUUGGACACGCUUAUCAAAGAGUGCUUAGAUGAUUGCCUUGAAGUUUACUCUGAUUCCAUUACAACAAUUAGAGAAGCUAUUAGAGAUUACAAGGCCAAGCGUUAUGCGAAUUCUAACGUCAAGAUAAGCUCGGUUUUAGAUGCAUCUACAACAUGCGAAGAUGGAUUCAGGGAAAAGAGCGAUGUCGUUGCGCCAUUGAGUAAGAGAAACAAGGAUGUUUUUCAGCUUUCUGCUAUAGCUCUUUCGAUUAUUAACAUGCUCAAUGUGGAUAAAUUGAUGGGUCCGUUUUGAUUUUUUAAUGGUUUGGGUAGUAAAUUAAUCAUCAUUCAUUGUAAUUUAUUCAUAAUGUUUUGCUAUGUUCUUGGUUUGAGCUCUUUGAUUGUAUGUUACUCCAGUCUUCAUUUUGAAAGAUGAACUAUAAUGUAUGAAAAAUGGAUUGUCUAAUGUAAUUGGAUGGUGAAUUAUUUAA